GGUGGACGGGUAUUACCGCUGUGUGGAGCUGGCCAUCGGCCGUCUGACCCGUCGUGGGGACGCCAUGACCUGUCCGGGCGACGGCGCGAUCUACAUGUACGGCCGCCACUACGCCAUCGGCGCGCGGAUGGCCAACAACGAAGUCGAGUAUACCAAGAGGCUUGCGUGUUACCAGCUGCGUCGGCCGGAGAGAGACCCCCUUUUCUGGAGGACUCAUCUGGAGAAAACAGAGCUCGGCUCGUACUACUGCAAAGCUCUGUAUGGCUUUGGCACGGCUCGGGAAGCCGUAUAUCUGUUAGCCAAUGAAGACAAUGUGAAAAGCGGAUUUUGCUUCUUUGCCGGCGGGAUGUCGGACAUGUUGCGCACCGUUAAUCGACGAUGGUGUCAGCUGUCUGCCGGAGGCGUCGUGGCGUUCAGAGCCUGGAAGAAGUGAUCCGUUGGCAGUGUUAUUAGCUGCUGGUGGGGGAGGUCAUACCAUUUAGACUCGGAGCAUAAACGGCUUUUGUUGGCCUAGUGAAGUCAGUCGUCUGUAGUAGAGAUUGUUUCAUUCCAGACAAGCGCACCGACAGCGUUUAUUGUGGGAUGGCUUCUUCCAUCUACCAACCUCAACGGUACCUGUAAAAAGGUGCCUUGACAGUUCAGAAUGUUCCUUGGAGACAAAUUUAAAGUGUAUUUCCUUCUGGGGUGUACUUCCUGCCGCGUGAUCGAUAGCGUGAUGAUGGUGACUUUUUGUACGUUGUAUUUUAUUGAUAUGCACGAUAUGGCUGUAUGAUAAUGAUUUUAGCUAGCUGAUCUUGCAGUGUCCGUUGAUUUGACAGUUACAAACGGCGUUAAUAUAGAUUCGAUUGUGAUUGUGAUAUAAUGUUUCCCAGCAUUUAAUCAUGGGACCUAAACAUGUUGACCUGAACGGAAUACAAAUGCUAUAUC
Molecule: messenger RNA, 927 nt
Organism: Pollicipes pollicipes
Lineage: Eukaryota; Metazoa; Arthropoda; Thecostraca; Pollicipedomorpha; Pollicipedidae
Source: RefSeq, a predicted model, not a curated record